This is a messenger RNA of Maniola jurtina (meadow brown), 1308 nucleotides long. Its product is annotated as allergen Tha p 1-like. Bases 213 to 593 code for a protein of 126 amino acids. Lineage: Eukaryota; Metazoa; Arthropoda; Insecta; Lepidoptera; Nymphalidae. The record is from RefSeq and is a predicted model, not a curated record. The transcript has 3 exons.
AAUAUUUAUUAUGUACAGACUACUUUUUAAUAUUUUUAACUAUAUAGAUUCGCGGAAAAGAUAAACAAGUUUAACACUUCACAAGGAAACAAGGAACAGAAAUUGCAAAGCCUGUAUAAAUACUACCAGCCCUUGUUAUUUUGACAUUCAUAGUUGGUGCGUGAAAGUAUAUAACAUUAUAUCUACGUGUUUUAAUUAUAAAUACAAUAAAAAUGAAGCUUAUAAUUUUGGUAUGCUUAUGUCUCAUCUCCUUUGUUGUGGCCAAGCCGGCUGAGCAUUACACGGACAAAUUCGAUGGCAUAGAUAUCAAGGAAAUACUUGCGAAUCGACGGUUGCUGGAGCCGUAUGUCAAAUGCAUUCUCGAUCACGGAAAAUGUUCUCCUGAAGGCAAAGAACUAAAAUCUCAUAUCAAAGAGGCCGUAGAGAACUACUGUGCAAAAUGUACGGAUGUCCAGCGUAACGCAACACGCGCAGUCAUCGCUCACCUCAUCAACCAUGAAUCGGCCUAUUGGAACCAGCUCACCGCCAAGUACGACCCUGACAGGAAGUACACCAAGAAGUACGAGAAUGAACUCAAGGCAGCCAAGCAAUAAAACCCAUUUCUGACGAGUCACACUAUACUUACCUAAUGCAUUUUCAGCACUUGGCCAUUAUAAUAGGAUUGAUAUUUUUUUGUCAUUGGAAAUAUAUUAUAGUACUUAAUGUAUGUACUAUUCAGAAUAAUAAUUCGUAUUUCCUAGUUAAACAAGUGCCUGGCAAACAACUUGAGCAUUGACGCGAUUGGCUGGCGAAUGGCGGUGCACGCGGUUGGUUGAUACGUCGACUUUCGCUUCACGGAUUCGUCAAGUUUCUCCCACUACACUGCUUCAGGUCCAAGUUGUUUGCCGGGCACUAUAAUACACUGCAAUACUUACAUGUAACUUCAGGUGAAAUAACCCGUAGGGCGAUAGCUCUCAGCUCCUGAUCUCAUGAAAUUAUCACUACAUGCUAACUACUUUUUGGGCUUCUUUAACUUGUUUUAAUUUGUCAUCUAUUGUAGUUACGAGUGAUACUUAUGUAUGCCAAAGUAAAUAACCCUGUAUCCUGAGCAUAAUCAAUGCGAAAUAUUAUCUCUCUCGCACAUUUUACAAGACACUUUGUCGAUAAGAGAUAAGAAAGUUUGUCGCAUUGAUUGUGCUGGAGCGGCUGAAAAUGUAUGUGGUUGACAUCAUCCUAAUUCCCAGAAUUUAAAUUACACCUAUCUAAUACCUAUCUCUAUUUAAAUUUAAUAAAAAAGCUACAUUUAUGUUAAUAAAUCAAUAAGAAGAU